AUGGUCCCCGACCUGCAGACCGCCGGAUCCUUCAAGAAGCAGGAGGGUCCCCUGUACCCGGAGUACUACAGCAUGUCCAAGAUGAUGACUGGCACCAAGGCGGGCCUCCUGCACCAGGGCAUCUUCAACGUCUCCCCGUACAACUACCUCGAGGGCUCGAUCAAGGUGCCGAGUUUCGUCAAGCCGCUCCUCAUCCUCGGAAGGGAGAACAUUAGCCGUGCCAUCAAUGGUGAUCUUGUCGUUGUCGAGGUGCUGCCGAAGGAGCAGUGGAAGGAGCCUUCGACCAAGAUCAUCGAGGAGGAAACCAUCACGAGAAACGAAAACGCCGACAAUGAGGGAGGAUCCGAUCUCGUCUCGGCACGCGAGCGCAAGGCGCUGCAGGAAGAGGUCAUGAAGACGCAGAGCCACAGCACCGAGGGCCGUCCUCAGCCGACAGCAAAGGUUGUCGGCGUCAUCAAGCGCAACUGGCGACAAUACGUCGGCCAUAUUGACCCCUCCUCCACCAGUCAGAGCGGCACCCAGGGCCGCCGUCAGGAGAACGUUUUCCUCAUCCCGAUGGACAAGUGCAUCCCCAAGAUUCGGAUACGCACGAGGCAGGCUGCGGAGCUCCUCGGCAAGCGACUCGUUGUCACGAUUGAUGGUUGGGAGCGCGACUCGCGACACCCCGUGGGCCAUUUCGUGCGGUCCCUCGGAGAGCUUGAGACGAAGCAGGCCGAGACGGAGGCACUUCUGCUAGAGUACGAUGUGCAGUACAGACCUUUCCCCAAGACGGUGCUGGACUGUCUGCCAAAGGAGGGCCACGAUUGGAGGGUGCCGACGAGCCUGGACGACCCCGGCUGGAGGGAUCGCGAGGAUCUUCGGUCUCUGCUCAUCUGCAGUAUCGACCCCAUCGGAUGCCAGGAUAUUGACGAUGCACUUCACGCGAGGAGUCUGCCCAACGGAAACUACGAGGUUGGCGUCCACAUUGCCGACGUGUCCAACUUUGUCAAGCCCUUAACGGCCAUGGACAACGAGGCGAGCAUCCGCGGCACAUCAGUCUACCUGGUGGACAAGCGCAUCGACAUGUUGCCAAUGCUUCUCGGAACAGACCUGUGCUCACUCAAUCCUUAUAUCGAGCGUUUCGCGUUUUCCGUCAUCUGGGAGCUCAACGAGAACGCUGACAUUGUCAAUGUUCGCUUCACAAAGUCUGUCAUCAAGUCAAGAGAGGCUCUCAGCUACGAACAAGCGCAGCUGAGAGUGGACGAUGCCUCGCAGACGGACGAUCUCACCCAGGGCAUUCGGAUGCUGAUGAAGUUGUCGAGAAAGCUCAAGCAGAAGCGUAUGGAUGCCGGCGCCCUCAGCCUGUCGUCGCCUGAGGUCAAGGUGCAGAUGGAGUCGGAGACAUCUGACCCAAUCGACGUCAAGACCAAGGAGCUUCUGGAUACCAUGUCACUGGUCGAGGAGUUCAUGUUGUUUGCCAAUGUCAGCGUCGCGGCCAAGAUUUAUGAGGCAUUCCCGCAGACGGCCAUUCUCCGCCGACACGGCGCGCCGCCCAAGACCAACUUUGACGAGCUCGCCAACCAGCUCAAGGUCAAGAAGGGCCUGGAGCUCCGCGUCGACUCGAGCAAGGCGCUCGCCGACUCGCUCGACACGUGCGUCGACCCGGAGAACCCCUUCUUCAACACGCUGGUGCGCAUCAUGGCGACGCGCUGCAUGAUGUCGGCCGAAUAUUUCUGCUCCGGCACCCAGACGUACGACGAGUUCCGCCACUACGGCCUCGCCUCGGAGAUCUACACGCACUUCACCUCCCCCAUCCGCCGCUACGCAGAUCUCCAGGCACACCGGCAGCUCGCCGCCGCCAUCGGGUACGAGGCCGUCCACCCGGCGGUCCGCUCCCGGGGCCGCCUCGAGGCCGUGUGCAAGAACAUCAACGUUCGCCACCGCAACGCGCAGCUCGCCGGCCGCGCGAGCAUUGCAUACUACGUCGGACAGGCCCUCAAGGGACGGGAGGCCGAGGAGGACGCGUUCGUCAUGAAGAUCUUCAGCAACGGCUUCGUCGUACUGGUGCCGCGUUUCGGCAUCGAGGGGCUCAUCCGGCUUCGAGACCUCGCGACGCCGGAGCCCGACAGCACGUUUGACGCAGACAAUUACGUGCUCGAGACGACGGGCAGCCGCGAGGUCAAGGUCGAGCUGUUCCAGAAGGUCAGGGUCAGGGUCCAGGAUGACAUGGAUGAGAGGACGGGCAAGCGGGGGGUCAAGAUGGAGCUUGUCACGGCAUAA
Verticillium alfalfae VaMs.102 is the source of this 2259-nucleotide messenger RNA. Its product is annotated as mitotic control protein dis3. Bases 1 to 2259 code for a protein of 752 amino acids. The transcript has a single exon. Gene Ontology annotation, molecular function: RNA binding; endonuclease activity; 3'-5'-RNA exonuclease activity. Lineage: Eukaryota; Fungi; Ascomycota; Sordariomycetes; Glomerellales; Plectosphaerellaceae. Gene Ontology annotation, biological process: rRNA catabolic process. The record is from RefSeq and is a predicted model, not a curated record. Gene Ontology annotation, cellular component: nuclear exosome (RNase complex); cytoplasmic exosome (RNase complex).